AUGGGUUUGCGUAAAUGGCUGAGCAGAGUGUGUGCAGCUGCUGGCCUGGUGUUCUUUCUUUGUGAGGAUUCUCAAGGUGAAAGAAGCUGGGAGGUGCCUCGCUUUGACGGCUGGUACAACAGUUUGGCGCAUCCGGAGCGCGGAGCCGUCGGUUCUCAUCUCCUGCGCCUCGUGCCCGCGCGCUACUGGGAUGGAGUCUACCAACCUGUGCACGAGCCGGUUCAGCCGAACGCGCGCGCGCUGAGCAGGCUACUGGCCAGGGGCCCCUCCGGUCUGCCCUCAGCGCGCAACCGGACCGUCCUGUCUCUGUUCUUCGGUUACCACGUUGCGUUUGAAAUCUUUGACCUGAGAGCUCCUGGUUGUCCUCCUCAGUUCAUGAACAUCAAAGUCCCCAAAGGGGACCCCGUCUUUGACCGCAAUGCUACUGGGAAAGUGCUGCUGCCUUUCCAGAGGGCGCAAUGGGACAAACAGUCCGGCCAGAGUCCCAGCAACCCCCGGAUUCAGGUGAACUCUGUGACGGCGUGGAUAGAUGGGAGCUCCAUUUAUGGUCCUUCCUCUUCUUGGUCUGACUUCCUGAGAAACUUUUCUGGAGGACUCUUGACUUCAGGGUCUGAGUGGAAGAUGCCGAAUCAGGGAGGGGGGAGGAACUUCAUGUGGAGCGCCCCCGACCCCUCCACUGGAGAAAACGGACCGCAGGGUCUUUAUGUAAAGUGCAUCGACGAUUAUGCUUGUUAA
Messenger RNA from Cyprinodon variegatus (sheepshead minnow), 735 nucleotides. RefSeq names its product dual oxidase 1-like. The record is from RefSeq and is a predicted model, not a curated record. NCBI's taxonomy places the organism in Eukaryota, Metazoa, Chordata, Actinopteri, Cyprinodontiformes, Cyprinodontidae. Gene Ontology annotation, molecular function: peroxidase activity; heme binding. Gene Ontology annotation, biological process: response to oxidative stress. The coding region runs from base 1 to 735 and encodes 244 amino acids. The transcript has 6 exons.